GACUUUCAACUGUAACCCAAAUCCUUCCCCCACUCCACGGGAUGGUGAUAAAAAGACCUGCCCAAACCAGCGGAGGGGGAGUGAGCGUUGUGACUCCGGAAUAGGGGGGACCAUGGAGAUCUUCAGCAUUCAGCAGUUGGUAAGUGAUGAACGACAUGAGGGGAAAGGGCGAGGUUUUGAGGCGCUCUCCAGAAAUGCAGCCAAAGUGCCGGAAACUUGGCAGCCGGGCCCAAUUGGUGUGUGGGAGGCCGUCAGCAAGGAGAAGCAGAAAGCAGAAGAGGAAAGGAGAAAAAAGCUUGAGACACUCAAUAACUCCAGACUGAAGCUAGAGAGCUUGCAGGACUUGGAAGCCAUUGUCAAGCUACGCAAAAGCAAGAAAAGAUGGAAGAAGGUGGUCCGCCCCAAGGAACAGGAGCCAGAAGUGAUAACAGAGCCUGUGAACGCAGAACAGUUUCUGCAAGCAGCCCUGGAAAACCGAAUUCUUGUGAUUGACAAAUAUCUGGCAGACGGAGGGGACCCCAACGCUCAUGAUAAGUUCUCAUGUACUGCCCUGCACCGGGCCUGCCUACGAGGCCAUGCAGAGAUUGUGGAGAAACUACUGGAAGCCAGGGCCAAACUGGAACCAAGAGACAUGCUGGACGCAACACCGGUGUUCUGGGCCUGUCGUGGGGGACACCUGGAGAUCCUCAAGGGCCUGAUCAGGAGAGGAGCCAAGAUCUCCACAAGAGACAAGCUCUGGAGCACUCCACUGCACGUGGCCAUCCGGACAGGGCACUGUGACUGCGCAGAGCAUCUCAUUGCCUGCGGGGCAAACAUCAAUGCACAAGACAAGGAAGGAGACACACCUAUUCAUGAUGCAGUCCGGCUGGGACGUUUCAAGGCUGUAAAGACUCUGCUGAUGUAUGGCGCCAGCCUCAGCAUCCGGAACGAGGCUGAAGUGACUCCGGUGGACCUGGUGAAGGACUGGCAGACAGGCAUCCGGGAGACGCUGCAGGCAUGCGCAGACCGGCAGCAUCCCUUGGCCAGGAACUGAUGAGCGUGGAGGAGAAUCAGCAGUGGGAUGCUGGCCCCAAGAGCAGGCAUCCCACUCUUCAAUCAGCUUGUGACCAACAUACCUUUCUAGGUUUGCAUGCCAAGCUGAUCCCUGAGAGCCACUGUGGGCAGGACUGCUCUCUCUUCACAACUCCUGUUCCAGUGAAGUCUACAGUUCUUGUUUACAUCCUCCGGCUGAGAUAGAAGGGAGACGAGAGUCCUUUGGAAAUGCAGGUCUUGAUGGAGACAUUCCUUUACCUGGGAAUAUGCCAGGUCAGCAGUGCUGGGCAUAGAGUGCCCUUCUCAGUGCUGCUCUUUUAUGUCACAGAGAAGAGAUGAUCCAAGAAGGGGCAGGGAACUAAGGCACGAGACUGAUGACAUGUGAGUCCUAGGUGCCUGUGGGGGUGCAGGGUGGGGAGAUACAGCCCCUACCAUUGGUACAGUGAAUCCUCCUCACUCUUGGUAAAGGCAGGUGUGCCAAAGCUGGGGGUGGGGGGCGGGGGUUAGCCAAAAAACUAUGUCCUUAAGGAGGUAUGGUGGGUGCACUCCAAAGCAAAGGACCUUAUUCAUUUCCAAAGCAAUUUGGCAUCAAAGAAACUAUAGAGGGAGAUUGCGGUAGCUCCUUCAAUGGUUUUCAAGGAGGAUUGGAGAAGCACCCAUCAACCAGGGCUUGGAUAAUCCCAAUGUACCCCCCCCCCUUCUGCAUCUAUGAUUUUGCAUGGGGUCAAGGCCCUACAACCUAGAAGAAGGGCCAGAUCUCUGCGUCAGCCUUCCACAGAUCCCAAAGCCUUUGGGCUUUGUCUCCUCCUGUUCUUUACAAAAUGCAGGCGCUACCUAGUAUGGCCCUCCCAGGUUCAGUGGUUGAGGGCCAAAAGAGGUGCCUAGCAGAGGGUGAGGACAGGAGAGAGAAUGUGGAUGAAGCAAAUUGAGCUGAAGUUAGGCGGAGCCUACUUUCGGCACAAUGAAACAAGGGUCAUCUCUCUCUGGAGACCGUUUCCCUCGGUUGCAAGGCAUGAGAGAAAAACCAGGCUAGUUUGUUUCUGUUUCUAUUAGGACUCCUCCCUUGCAGACAAGUCUACUUCCCAGCCUUCCAUACAACAAUACCUCUCUGUCUCAGCCCUUGUGGUGGCAGCAGUCACACCCUCUUUGCCAUUCCCAGCCACUGCUGUGGCGUCAUGCAUCUGUUCAUGACCCUCUUAUUCCUUCAAAGCUGACAAAGUGGGAUCUUGAUGCUGCUGGCCAGGCCAAGAUACUGUCAGCCAGUAUUAUCUGCAACGCACAUUAUUUAUUCAAUGCAAAACAGGCCCAGUUGCUACUGGUUGGCACAGUUUGCAUGCCACUGGUUGGCCACCCUGCCAUUUUCUGGUUACCGAACAGUCAAUGUGUCUGGAGCAUGCAGAGUUGCUCCCGGACUUAAUCCACCAACUUGCACAUGAAACUGGUUUCAUGUAUUGUACUUCUGAUAACCUACUAACCUUUCUAAGAAAACCCUAAGGAAAAAGCCCCAGAGCCAGGAUGGGCAUUGCUGUGAGAAUGCCAGCAACAACAAACAUGGCAUCCCUGGCCUUUCCGUCUGGUACGAGGGUCAUACUAAACUCUGGAGAAUGAAUGAAUGAAAAAAAAUCUCCAGCCUGGCUGCUUUGCACAAAACGUGCAGCAGGGGCUGGUGGAAAUUACUUGAACAGGUCCUUGCAAAGGGGUGUGAGAUCUCACCUCUUCCAAGUUGACCUUGGAUCGUAAAUGCAUCACAAGCCAUGCACUUGUCUUUUUCUAAAUUAUGGAUCAAUUCAAGUGGCAACAGGUGAGCAACAUGUUGCCAUGCUGAAUGAGUGGCAAACUCACUUUGUCCAUUGGGUGGAGCUUGACUUAGGAUAGGUUCUCAUCGACUAACUUGCAAGUGGCACCCAGUCAGUGCAUGAUGUUGCAGCCCUCCACUUCAUUCUUGGUCCCCACCCAGUGUCACCAAGCUGUGCUGGGGUGUAUGGAUGGAAGUGAUAGAGGACUGCUAAAAUCCGUGACUCAAAAGCCAGCUGUUGGCAUAACUGCACUUUUGUGAUGCGUUUUCUCUUUGGCAAAUAAUAAAACUAUAUUAAGCCCUCUUUAGAA
Sphaerodactylus townsendi is the source of this 3138-nucleotide messenger RNA. It is a transcript of the gene ANKRD23, whose product is annotated as ankyrin repeat domain 23. Gene Ontology annotation, molecular function: protein binding. The record is from RefSeq and is a predicted model, not a curated record. NCBI's taxonomy places the organism in Eukaryota, Metazoa, Chordata, Lepidosauria, Squamata, Sphaerodactylidae. Bases 113 to 1033 code for a protein of 306 amino acids. The transcript has 9 exons.